AUGGCCAGAUCCCUCAUGCACUGCCUGCUGGGCAGCCUCAUCGCCGCCGGGCUCGCCCUCGCCGCCCCCGUGGAGGAGCAUCACGAGAAGAGAGCGCCGCAGAUAGCGUCCAUCUCCAACACCCUGCCGCUGCGGAAGGAAAGCUACCAGCAGAAGGAAGGCUCCAGCCCGAGCUCCGUCUUCCGCAACCACCGUGCCCUGAACUUCAACAUUGCGGCCGACGACCCGGAGGCAGCUCACAAUGGCAAGGCUCUGGCCGCCCGGAACCAGAUUGCCUACAUCACCGACGUCAAGGCGGGACCCGGCACGUAUCAGUUGAUCAUCGACACCGGCAGCAGCGACACUUGGUUUGUAAAGAAGGGAUUCCAGUGCAGAAACUACCGCAAGCAGCCCAUCCCCCUGGAGCAAUGCAUGUUUGGGCCCGAGUUCCAGGGAGACUUUCCUGGUGGGAAGAUUGCAGGUCAGCGGUUCAGUAUUGCCUAUGGUGACGGCAAUGGUCCAUACUUGCAGGGUGAGAUGGGAUAUUCCGACAUGACUGUUUCGGGUAUGACCGUGCCCAAGCAGCAGAUUGCUCUGGCCACUACAGGAGCUUGGGAUGGUGAUGGAGUCACAAGCGGCAUCCUUGGCCUGGGACUGCCGGCGCUCACAGAAGCGUUCAACGGCACCAGCGAUAAUGCCGCCAACCUCGUCACCUACGACCCCUUUGUCACCACCGUCGUCAAACAAGACGUGCCUCCUAUAUUCAGCCUCGCUCUGGCGAGGGAGUCCAACCGGUCUUUCCUCUCCUUUGGCGGCGUACCGCCCGAAGCCAAGACGGACGGGAACUGGGCAACGACAAAGAUUCUCAAGCCAGACGGCUUCGUCUGGAACACCCCCAGCGGAACCAACCAGACCGCCCGUUCGCCCAUGAUCAUCGUCGACAGCGGCACUACGCUGAACCUGCUCCCAUACCAGAUCGCCCAGGCCAUCAACAACGCCUUCGUCCCGCGCGCGGCCCUCGACAGCCAGAUGGGCGGCUGGUUCGUGCCCUGCGACGCCAAGGCCCCGGACCUCGGCGUCACCAUCGGCGGCAAGACCAUCUGGACCAACCCGAGCAACAUGAUCCUGCCGCAGGUCAGGCACCCGAUCACGGGCGAGUGCGCCACGGGCAUCGGCGCGACCAACGGCUUCCCCUACAUCCUGGGCGACACCUUCAUGCAGGAGCUCGUCUCGGUGUUUGACAUCAGCGACAAGAUGGAGUUGCGGUUCGCCAAGAGGACAGACUGA
This is a messenger RNA of Thyridium curvatum, 1266 nucleotides long. RefSeq lists its product as uncharacterized. The record is from RefSeq and is a predicted model, not a curated record. Gene Ontology annotation, molecular function: aspartic-type endopeptidase activity. Bases 1 to 1266 code for a protein of 421 amino acids. Lineage: Eukaryota; Fungi; Ascomycota; Sordariomycetes; Thyridiales; Thyridiaceae. The transcript has 4 exons. Gene Ontology annotation, cellular component: fungal-type vacuole. Gene Ontology annotation, biological process: proteolysis.